AUGAAUGGAAAUGGAGUGAAGGCGAAACACUUACCAGUGGAGAACUGUCCGGAACCUCCCUCUGUGGACAACAGCAUUCUUUUUGUAGAAGAGGCUGAAGGACCAGUUUGGUUGACUUAUUUGUGUCUCGAGGGCUACCAUCUGGAAGGGAGCACAAGCCUUUUUUGCAAUGCCUCUAAGGACUGGGAUGCCCCGCCUCCCUCAUGCCGCUUGGGCCACUGUCCCGAGCCUGUACUGUCUAAUGGUGAAUUCAUUCCCUUGGGACCUAUGCAUAUCAAUGACAUAGUCACAUUUCAGUGCAAAGACCAGUACAUCCUCAAGGGUAGCAAUUGGAGUCAAUGUCUAGAAGACCACACCUGGAAGCCUCCUUUACCUAUCUGCAAAAGUCGACACUGCGGCCCUCCUGGAAAUCUGGUUCAUGGCUAUUUUGAAGGAAAUGAUUUCAGCUUGGGAUCUAAUAUUACUUUUUAUUGUGAAAAGAAGUAUCGCUUGGUGGGCACCCAGCACCAGCAGUGUGUCGAUGGAGAGUGGAGCAGCACCCUUCCAAGAUGUGAACGACUUCCACAGACAGAGUUAGAGAAGGCCCUUUUUGCCUUUCAAGAGAGUAAAGAUUUUUGUCAAGCCAUUAAGACCUUUAUGCAAAGACUAAGCAAAAGUGGCCUCAUUAUGGAGCAAGUAAAAUAUUCUCUGCAGGUUAAAAAAGCUGAGUUGGAAAGAAAAAGGUUGCUUCAACAUUAA
Molecule: messenger RNA, 738 nt
Organism: Elephantulus edwardii (Cape elephant shrew)
Lineage: Eukaryota; Metazoa; Chordata; Mammalia; Macroscelidea; Macroscelididae
Gene: C4BPB
Product: complement component 4 binding protein, beta
Exons: 6
Coding region: 1-738 (245 amino acids)
Source: RefSeq, a predicted model, not a curated record